AUUUAUGGCCUUCAACAACUCUCAAUUUCUUCACAGUUUCCUUUGUUCAUUAACUUGAUGACUCAUUCUGCUUUGCUUUGUCUAAGGCGGAGAUUACACUUCUCGUCCUUUGGGCUUUGUAUAAAUAAACUCUUAGACAUAGGUGACUCCUGUCUUUUCUGAUCCUUUCUUCUCUUCUCUUCUCUUCUCUUUUAUGCUCCUCUGUUUUAGCCUUCUGGGUUUUUAGUUUUCUUUCUUUAACUUAUUCUGUUCCUCCUUUUUUAUUGAAUUUACUCUUACUGGGUCUUUGAAUUUUGAGCCUUUUUCCAAUUGGCCUGUAGCUUUAUCUGAGCUUGGGUUAUUAUUAUUAUUAUUGUUGUUGUUGUUGUUGUGUGUGUCUCUAGGUGUUUGUGUUUGAAUAUUUGGGGGUUGGUGAUUCUGGGUUUUUGUCACAAUGAGCAUUUGUUCUUCAAGGAGCCGCUGCAGCUCUUUUUAGUGGGCGUUUCUUGGAGUCACUGAAGAAUUUUGCUUUUUGGGUAUCUUUUGCUAACUUGGUUUCCCUCACAGAAGCUGCAUUAGCUGAGUAAAUUUUCCUUAAAAAAAUUCUGCAAAAAGGCCAAGUUAUUGUCAGCAGAAUUCUGUUAUUGUCAGUGGGUAUUCUUACAUACUAUUACAUCAUUCUACUUCUGAUCAUUUCUUGUGAGUUGUUUCCCUUCUAGAAGCUGCAUUUAUCAGCGCCAAUUUGCUCCCACAAACAGCAAAGUUCCGUUCUUUGUUUGGUGGGUUGCUCUCUUUGUCCUUUAAAACAUUGAAUACUAGGAUAAGAGAUAAUGGCCGGUGGCAGAAAGAGGAAAUUGCGUCUUAGCAAGAUCUACUCAUUUGGAUGCGGGAAAUCAUCCUUCCAGGAUGACCAUUCGCAGAUAGGGGGACCAGGGUUCUCAAGGGUUGUUUUCUGCAAUGAACCUGACAGUUUUGAGUCUGGGAUUCGAAAGUACAUCAACAACUAUGUUAGUACUACCAAGUAUACUCCUGCUACUUUCUUGCCCAAAUCAUUGUUUGAGCAGUUUAGGAGGGUGGCCAACUUUUAUUUCCUGGUUAGUGGCAUCUUGUCUUUCACUCCUCUUUCGCCUUAUGGGGCUAUCAGUGCCAUUAUCCCUCUCAUCGUUGUUAUUGGAGCCACCAUGGUCAAAGAAGGAAUUGAAGAUUGGAAGCGACAACAGCAGGAUAUUGAGGUGAACAAUAGAAAAGUUAAAGUGCAUGAAGGUGGUGGUGUCUUCAAGGAGACUGCAUGGAAGAAUCUGAGAGUGGGAGAUAUAGUGAAGGUGGAGAAGGAUGAAUUCUUUCCGGCAGACCUCCUCUUGAUUUCCUCUAGUUAUGACGAUGCAAUCUGCUAUGUUGAGACCAUGAACCUUGAUGGAGAGACAAACUUGAAAGUAAAACAGGCAGUGGAGGCAACUUCUUUCUUACAUGAGGAUUCCAACUAUAAGGAUUUCAAGGCAUAUGUCAAAUGUGAAGAUCCAAAUGCAAAUUUGUACUCCUUUAUUGGAACUUUGGAGUUUGAAGAAAACCAAUAUGCCCUCAGUCCUCAGCAGCUUCUACUCAGAGACUCAAAACUCAGAAAUACGGACUACAUAUAUGGGGCAGUUAUCUUCACUGGACAUGACACAAAGGUUAUGCAAAAUUCUACAGCUCCUCCUUCAAAGAGAAGCAAAAUUGAAAAGAAGAUGGAUUCAAUUGUAUACCUCUUGUUCAGUAUCGUAUUUUUGAUGGCAUUAAUUGGAUCUAUUGUCUUUGGCAUUACAACUAAAGAUGAUUUAGAAAAUGGCAGGAUGAAAAGGUGGUAUCUCAGACCAGAUGAUUCUGAAAUAUACUUUGAUCCUAAUAAAGCAGCGGUUGCAGCACUUCUUCAUUUUCUGACUGCCAUAUUGCUUUAUACCUACUUCAUCCCCAUCUCCUUGUAUGUGUCAGUAGAGGUUGUUAAAGUUCUUCAAAGCAUUUUCAUCAAUCGAGAUAUUCAUAUGUAUCAUGAGGAGACUGACAAACCAGCACAUGCGCGUACUUCAAAUUUGACCGAGGAGCUUGGGCAAGUGGAAACAAUACUUUCUGACAAGACUGGUACAUUGACCUGCAAUUCCAUGGAGUUCAUCAAGUGCACUGUGGCUGGGACUGCUUAUGGCCGUGGUGUCACAGAAGUUGAGAUGGCUAUGGAUAGAAAAAAAGGUGAUCCAGUGGUUCAAGAAAAAAUAAAUGGAUGGGAUCAUAACAAGGAUUCUAACAAUAAAAAACCACAUGUUAAGGGGUUUAAUUUUGAAGAUGAAAGGAUCAUGAAUGGAAACUGGAUUCAUGAGCCUCAUGCUUCUGUUAUACAAAAUUUUUUCCGUUUGUUGGCAGUCUGUCAUACUGCUAUAGCUGAAGAAGAUGAAGAUACUGGGAAGAUUUCAUAUGAAGCUGAAUCACCAGAUGAAGCAGCAUUUGUGAUUGCAGCAAGAGAACUUGGUUUUGAAUUCUGCAGAAGGACUCAAACAAGCAUCUCAGUGCGUGAGUUGGAUCUGGCUUCUGGGAGGAGAGUUGAAAGGACAUAUACACUUUUGAAUGUUUUGGAGUUUAACAGUGCAAGAAAGCGGAUGUCUGUGAUAGUAAGAACUGAAGACGGAAAGCUGUUACUACUUUGUAAAGGUGCCGACAGUGUCAUGUUUGAAAGGCUUGCCCUAAAUGGUAAGGAGUUUGAAGAGAAGACGAGGGAUCAUGUGAAUGAGUAUGCAGAUGCAGGCUUGAGGACUCUGUUGCUUGCCUAUCGUGAACUUGAUGAAGAAGAAUACAAAGAUUUCAGUAAGAAAUUCGCUGAGGCUAAGAAUUCAGUAAGUGCAGACCGGGAAACAUUGAUUGAUGAAUUGGCAGAGAAGAUGGAAAGGAAUCUAUAUCUUCUUGGUGCAACUGCAGUUGAGGACAAACUGCAAGAUGGGGUUCCUGAAUGCAUAGACAAGCUCGCCCAAGCUGGAAUUAAGAUCUGGGUUUUGACAGGAGACAAAAUGGAGACUGCCAUCAACAUUGGUUUUGCUUGUAGUUUGCUUAGACAAGGAAUGAAUCAAAUUAUAAUCACUUUGGAGACUCCAGAUAUUCAAGCAUUGGAAAAAGCAGGAGAUAAGACAGCCCUUACAAAGGCAUCAAAAGAAAGUGUUCUACAUCAAAUAAUUGGAGGAAAAGCUCAAAUCGCUGGAUCAAAUGUAGGCGCUGAUGCAUAUGCAUUGAUCAUUGAUGGGAAAUCACUUACUUAUGCUUUAGAGGAUGAUAUGAAGGGCAUGUUUCUAGAGCUUGCAGUUGGUUGUGCCUCUGUGAUUUGCUGCCGUUCAUCACCAAAACAGAAGGCACUGGUCACUAGACUAGUGAAAGAGGGAACUGGAAAAACAACUUUGGCAGUUGGUGAUGGUGCCAAUGAUGUGGGUAUGCUGCAAGAAGCAGAUAUUGGAGUUGGAAUCAGUGGUGUUGAAGGAAUGCAGGCUGUUAUGUCGAGUGAUGUUGCAAUUGCUCAGUUUCGGUAUUUGGAGCGUUUGCUACUUGUGCAUGGACACUGGUGUUACAGGAGGAUCUCAGCAAUGAUAUGCUACUUCUUCUACAAAAACAUUACAUUUGGCUUCUCUCUGUUCUUAUAUGAAGCGUUUGCAUCAUUCUCAGCGCAGCCUGCAUACAAUGAUUGGUUUAUGUCCCUGUAUAGUGUCUUCUUCACAUCACUUCCUGUGGUUGCUUUGGGUAUUCUUGACCAGGAUGUACCUGCAGCGUCUGCCCUCAAGUUUCCUCAAUUGUACCAAGAAGGGGUACAAAAUGUACUAUUCAGCUGGCGCCGAAUACUCAGUUGGAUGUUUAGUGGCUUCUAUAGUGCUGUUAUCAUUUUCUUCUUCUGCACAAAAGCAUUGGAACACCAAGCAUUCAAUGAUGAUGGAAAAACAGUUGGAAGGGACAUCUUAGGAGCAACAAUGUACUCAUGCAUUGUGUGGGCUGUGAACUUGCAAAUGGCACUCUCAAUUAGUUAUUUCACCAUAAUACAGCAUGUUUUAAUCUGGGGUUCUAUUGCUUUGUGGUACAUUUUUCUCUUGAUCUAUGGAUCCAUAACUCCCACAGCUUCUGGCAAUGCUUACCAGAUCUUUGUUGAAGCACUUGCCCCAGCGCCUACUUACUGGGUGCUUCUACUAUUUGUGGUGAUCUCUACUCUAAUCCCAUAUUUCUCAUUCUCAGCAAUUCAAAUGCAGUUCUUUCCCAUGUACCAUCAAAUGAUACAGUGGAUGAAUUAUGAGGGCCAAUCAAAUGAUGCUGAGUACUGUGAUAUGGUGCGGCAAAGGUCAAUUCGACCAACAACGGUGGGUUUUACAGCUCGUAAAGCAGCACGAUCUAGGCGUUAAAAGAUAAAGAGUUGGAUAACUUAAUAUAUUAGCUAUUUGUUAUUGGAAGGCAUCUGUCAGAAGUUUAGUGCUUUGUGAUCUACUCAAAAUCUGAACUCUCCCUGCUGUAUCUGUCUACACUGAAAUCUCAGAGAAAGCCUUUUAUUCCACUGAAAGGUAUGCUGCAAGAAUUAGGACAAUUAGAUCACACUGUAGUUUAGCAUCCUUCAGCAUAGCCUUUUGAGCUCGCAUGUAUUUUUUUUUUAUGAUUUAGCCUUUUGAUCCCAUGCUUAUAUUUUUUGUGUAAUGUAUCGUCUUUUAGUUGUAGAAUGUAUUUAAUACAAAAGUGAGAAAAAUUCAUUACGGAUUUGGUAGUGCUGGUUCUUUUCAUAAAUAUACAACCAUUCCUCUUCUUAUUGUAGCUCGAGUUCAUUAUUGUUCUUAAAGAACAUAGAUUUUGAUUGUACAUCAAGUUCAUUGUUGUUCGUAAUAUUUUGUUUGUGCUUAUUUGUAUUUACCUCUACUUUUAGGGUUGAGGAGGUUGCUGCCCUCUGUUCCUCGUGCCUGAUGAACUUGUUAAAUAUCUCACGAAAUGAAAGCAUGCCACCAGAUAAACCUUUUCUAGACUGAACAUUUGCAGUGAUCUCUUGGAGUAAAAACAGAGACCACUGAGGUGUUUGUUAAGUGACUCUCCUUAAUUAUCUCCCUGGUUUGAUCUAUUGUAUAUAGGAGAGUGUUUCAAAAGGCAAAAUUCCUUUUUCUUUGCCCAAUUUUGCUUUCCAUUUUAUUUUUACCUUAUCUCCUAUCAAAAAUUAUGGUCCGAUGUUAACAAAGACCGAGUCAUGGUUAUCUUUAAGUGCUAUUUUUCCUCCUACCUUUCAAUCACUCACCUAAUUUUUCCCACUAACAUUCACAUCUAUUGUUUUGGCCCGUGUGUAUAUACAACCCAUUUUAGCUAUCUUGAUGAGAUGGAAAUUCUUCUCUACUCACUAUACUGGGGUUUGUAAAUAUUUUUUUGUUGUUCUUGUCACCUGCUACUUGCUUAGUGGAAGAACCUAUUGUAUUUUGUGGAAUAUCACCGUCUGGUGCAAAUAUGACAAGCCUCACGUUUAUAGAUCAAUUAUGCUGUUGUUCUAAUUUUUCUCAACAAUUUCAAGGAUAUUUCUGCAAUAUGGAACAUGCCGCAUUAGUUGGAAUUCUUAACGCUGCCGUGCCACUGCAAACGGCCACAUUGAUAAUGGAUUCGCUGCACACCUGCUGGACUGCUGCCAAUGAAGUUGGGACUACUUCUAAUGGUGCUGCCAGUGGUACAUUUCCCUCUGUCCCACGAACAAUCUUCGUACUUCCAGCCAUGGCAUGCAAAAUCUUUUCAAGACAUAUCCAAAAUUGAGGUACUUGAAGGGAAAAACUUCAAGAGGUGGCAAUAAAGAAUUUCACCAUCUUGGACAUGCAGGGACUGGCAUGGGCACUUUCCGAUCUUAAAAUGAAGCCUUCCAUGAUGCUUGUAUUCAUGCCAACAAGGUACGUAGGCAUACAUUAAUUCGCACUUUAUUAAAUGAUCUUUUCGAUGUUUAUUGUUCUUGCAAGGAGGCCAAAGUAAUAUGGGAUUCAAUGGUCUUGAAAUGCGCUACUGAAGAUACUGGCAAACAAAAGUUCAUCGUAGGAAACCUUUGUCAAUGGGAGAUAGUGGAAGACGAAGACAUUAAACAGCAAAUGAAUUUGUACGACAAGCUGUUGGAGGACCUAAGGAUUGAAAAUAUUCAAUUGCAAGAAGAAUUUGUUAGGGGCGUAUUGAUUGAAAAACUGCUAGAUUCUUGGAAUAUUUUAUACGGCAAUCCCGUUUUUUUGUAGGCCAAAUUUGCUUUCCAUUUUAUUUUUACCUUUUCUGCUAUCAAGUAUUAUAGUUCAACGUUAACUAAAACUGAGUCAUGGUUAUUUUCAAGUGUUAUUUCAUCUUUUUCUCCA
Molecule: messenger RNA, 6317 nt
Organism: Hevea brasiliensis (rubber tree)
Lineage: Eukaryota; Viridiplantae; Streptophyta; Magnoliopsida; Malpighiales; Euphorbiaceae
Product: putative phospholipid-transporting ATPase 9
Exons: 11
Coding region: 810-4373 (1187 amino acids)
Biological process (GO): phospholipid translocation
Cellular component (GO): plasma membrane
Molecular function (GO): ATP binding; ATP hydrolysis activity; ATPase-coupled intramembrane lipid carrier activity
Source: RefSeq, a predicted model, not a curated record